This is a messenger RNA of Acipenser ruthenus (sterlet), 3112 nucleotides long. Its product is annotated as beta-catenin-interacting protein 1. The transcript has 5 exons. The record is from RefSeq and is a predicted model, not a curated record. The coding region runs from base 294 to 539 and encodes 81 amino acids. Gene Ontology annotation, molecular function: beta-catenin binding. NCBI's taxonomy places the organism in Eukaryota, Metazoa, Chordata, Actinopteri, Acipenseriformes, Acipenseridae. Gene Ontology annotation, biological process: negative regulation of Wnt signaling pathway. Gene Ontology annotation, cellular component: cytosol; beta-catenin destruction complex; nucleus.
UUUCUGCAAAGCCUCUCAUCAGCUCUCCUACUACACUGCCCCCUCGCGGUAGACGGCCGCCACGCCCCGGCAGGAACUGAUUCAAUGUCUUUCAGCUCCAACCCGCUUUCGCCGACUGUCGGGAUGUGACCCCGGAAACAGGACUCCUCAUCAGCAACAAUACACUCCAUUCAAAUAAAAACACAGAGAAGACACAUCUUAAACAGUAGUGGUCAAUUAACUCGAGCCAGUAAUGUAGGAGAGAAGUGGAUUCCAGUGUCCUGGAGUAAUCCCAGGUUACAGGCACUGGGGUGAUGAACAGCGACGCUGCCCCCGGGAAGACUCCUGAGGAGAUGUACAUCGAGCAGAAGGUGCGAGUCCUGCUCAUGCUGAAGAAGAUGGGAUCCAACUUGACCCCAAGUGAAGAAGCCUUUCUGCGGAGCUACUCCGGAGUAGUUAACAGCCAGCUGAGUCAGCUUCCACAGCACCCCAUCGACCAGGGUGCUGAGGACGUGGUGAUGGCUUUCUCCAGAUCUGAAACGGAGGACCGGAGGCAGUGAGUCACAGCGACGAAGCUUGACAGCACCAUCGCUGCAGAGGGGCGGGGCCAGCCGGGGGGGGGAGGAGGAUUCCAGAGCACAAACCAAUCACUCACCUUCCCCCUCCCUGACUUCCUGAACAGUGACGUCACAGCCAUCUGUCUGCGAUGGGCAGGCUUCUGCAGGACAAGUGAACGGACUAACCUGUUUUUUUGUUUUGCUUUUUUUGCUUUUGUUAUUGGCUGAAGGGAACAAAUCCCUGCAAUUCCGUUUGACUGUAUUAUUUAUUUGUUUAGUGGGUCAAUGGAUGGAAGGACUGUGAAAGUUGUGUGUGAGAUCCUGAACACAAAAAAGCACCUCUCCCUUUCCUCCCCAUGCCAUACAUGUCUGUGCUUCUCUGAUCCCAGUUGCAUUCUUUGCAUUUUUGUUCAAGGAUUUGGUUAAAGGAACUGGGCUAGGUUUGAUGCUGAUGGUGUGUUUUUGUUUGUUUUUUUAUAUGUAUUUUUAAAAAAAAAGCUGCGCUUGACAACAUAAUUCAGUUUAACUCAAAACAUCACACUAGAAGAGAUUAAUACCUGUGCCGCUGUCUUUUUAAGAUUGCUGUGUAUUGUAUAAUUAUUAAAUCUAUUGUACAGGAAAAAAAUAUGGAAAAUGAAUGAAGUGGUCCGUGCCAUGCUGAUGUGUUUUAGCCAUGCAGGAUUGAAACAGAGCAACCUCAAACUGAGGAGUUGUCUACGUGGUCUAAUUUAUUAUAAUCUUUUUUUUUAUUUUACUGUUCUAUGAUAGCAGUUUUUCCAUACGCAGUUGCGAAAGAAAUGCAAGCAAUUAACUAAAUAGGACAUACAUAACUGAAGCAGUGUUGGGGAACCUAGUUCUGAAACAAAUAUGCAAUACAAACUGGUUACUGUAGCUGUGAUUGUUUAACUCUAAAAGCAUACGCUGUUCAUUGGAACUCACCUUACGGAAUGUUUCUUACAGAACAUUCUUAGAUUGAUUUUUAACCCUGUUGUGUCCAGGAGACUCAAUUUCCCUACAUGGCAAUUAUUAUAAUGUGUGAAUGCUAAUAUCCUGUGAGUUUUAAGCAUCCCUUGCAAGUAUCAAGCCCUUAUAUAACUACAGAUCAGUGUUAGAUCUAUUUUUAAAACCCAGCCUUCAGAAGAGAUCUCUUUUUAUAUUAAAGCAAACUUGUGAUUUUGUACGUGCAGUGAAUAAGCUUGCUGUUUAACUGGAACGUUAUCUUUUAAGCUUCUUAGAAAUAUUACCCAAUUAAUGCUUUGUAUUUAAUGCGUUUUAUUUUUUGUUUUGUUAUUUUCUGUACUCUCCACAUUUCUAUUUCACUUUUAAAUAUGGGCAACUUUUAUGUUCUAAAAAGUACAUGCCUAGUUUGCUGUUUACAUUAUGGGCCUGUCUUAAACAGCAUUGUCUUUAUUCAUUGAAUUGUGGAUUUCCAUACCCAGUAGUUUUGGCCAAUAAUUAAUCUGUGCUCUAGAAGCGGAAUGCCAUCUGAACUGGAGCUUUUAAAAGGCACUGGAACUCAAAUAGAAUCAGCUGCCAGAACACCUGAUAGUAAAAGUAUCUGAUGCCAAUUCUGAUCACAUUUUACUGUUUUCAUUUCUGUAUUGAUUUGCUAUGCAUUGUUGUAUUUUUUUUUUAAUCACUCUUUAACAGAACUUCAAGUUUGAAAACAUGUACCUGUAUUUCUAGUCCUGCAUUGGCUGUACAAUUGUCGAAAUGUCUGUGUUUUUGAUUGAGCUAUGUAAUUUCUCUAUGAUCCCUUAGCCUCACUUUCAGAUAUUCGGUUUGGAAUGGGUGGUAAUAGUCCUAGGGGCAGAUGCCAAAAGCAUCUUUGCAGAAAAGGUAUUGUUUUAUUAGGUGUGGCUGGCUGCUGAGAAUGAAGCCAUGCUUCUAUCUGGGAUAAAGGCUUCCAACACUAUACUGCUACAUUAGCCCAUGAUCAUUAAUAUUUUAAUACAAUUGGCUUUGAUCACUCCAUGUGUUCGGUUAUUGAAUCCUUUCCAUCUUAAUGCAUUAAAUAACUUUUUCAAGUGACAGAAUCAAGUGAGAAGCCGUCCCUACCCCUUGAUUUGUAGGGAUGCCAGAAGCCGUCCCUACCCCUUGAUUUGUAGGGAUGCCAGAAGCCGUCCCUACCCCUUGAUUUGUAGGGAUGCCAGAAGCCGUCUCUACCCCUUGAUUUGUAGGGAUGCCAGAAGCCGUCCCUACCCCUUGAUUUGUAGGGAUGCCAGAAGCCGUCCCUACCCCUUGAUUUGUAGGGAUGCCAGAAGCCGUCCCUACCCCUUGAUUUGUAGGGAUGCCAGAAGCCGUCCCUACCCCUUGAUUUGUAGGGAUGCCAGAAGCCGUCCCUACCACUUGAUUUGUAGGGAUGGCAGAAGCCGUCUCUACCCCUUGAUUGGUAGGGAUGGCAGAAGCCAUCAUUUGGUUUGAUUCCCAUGUGGAGAGAUGGAGUUGACUUCAGUGUUAGCAUGCUAGGAUGGAAAGGUUUGAAACUGGUCGCCACAUGGAAAAGGGCAAUGUUUUUUGUUUGUUUUUGCCAGUUAUUUUAUCACUGACAUUAAAGGGAGAAACAGAAAAUGGAA